Molecule: messenger RNA, 933 nt
Organism: Mycotypha africana
Lineage: Eukaryota; Fungi; Mucoromycota; Mucoromycetes; Mucorales; Mycotyphaceae
Product: P-loop containing nucleoside triphosphate hydrolase protein
Exons: 5
Coding region: 1-933 (310 amino acids)
Molecular function (GO): GTP binding
Source: RefSeq, a predicted model, not a curated record
AUGCGAACUGCUCGAUUCACCACUUUAAAAAAAUUGCCUUUCGCUAUCGAACAGACAACCUUCUCCCGAUCGUUUAGUUUGUCGUGUAAGGUUCAGCACAAGAUCACACCGACACCGACACCAACACCAACAAAGAUAUUAUCCAAUCGUCAAAAAUUCAAACAGAUACAACCCCCUUUGAAAGUCUACGAGAAACUGGAAAGGCUAGGUUUUGGCUCGUUACCUAGUAUUAACCGAUACAGAGGCAUUCUCCAGCAGAAAGCGAGAUUGCAACAGCAGCAGUCUCGUUUUACUGACAGCAAAAAACCUGAACCUGAACCAAAUUAUUCUUUCCCUUUUGUAUCGUUUUUCGCAGGUGCUAAAGUGCCCUCUUCAAUUCCAGUAGAGACGUUAAAUGAGGUAGCUUUUGUUGGCCGCUCAAAUGUCGGUAAAUCCAGCUUGAUCAAUAGUUUGGCUGAGACAGCUACAGUAAGAACUUCAGAUAAGCCUGGUCUAACACAACAAUUAAACUUCUUCAAUGCAAGUGGACAAUUUCAUAUGGUUGACAUGCCUGGUUAUGGAUUUGCGUAUGCAGAUGAGGCGCAGAGAAGCGAAUGGAAAAAUUUGGGUUUUUGUAAUUCUCGAUGCGAGACAUGGACGAAAGUAAAAUUCCAAAUUGUAUUGACGAAAUCAGAUUUGAUGAUCCUUCCAGAUUUGGCACGACGUGUUGUUUCCGUAGGAGAUCAGAUCAGUUCCUAUAAGAAUGCUAUCAAAGAUGUUUUGGUUGUGAGCUCAAAAACUAAUGCUGGCAUUAAUGAGUUUAGAAAACAGAUUCUCUUCUUAAUGGGGCAAUUAAAACCGAAGAAAUUCUACGAAUCAUUAGAAGAAACCAAGGUUGAAAAAGCAUUAAAAAAGGAAGAGAAGCAAAAAAAGGAUGAUAGGAAAAAGAAAUGA